AAGGCGAACUUCCGGUGUGGUGGUAGAACCACGGGAGUUAACAGGCAGAAAUAUGCGGUAGGGAAUUGUCAUAACUAAAAGAAGACGAAGAAGAAAGAAGAAGAACGUACGUCGCAGUGUUAUACGGUUUACUAUUCAAUGUGUGAUAUGAUCAUAUGGACUGAGGGCUCAGAGACGGAAGCGAGAGUGUUAGCGGAACAGUCCUCCAUCGAUCGGUAUUAAGGAGCUCCGUGCACGGCGAAACAUGGGCACGAAAUCGAGCCGUUUACACGAGGAGGCGGUUUCCACAUCCUUCGAUAAAGAUGACAUCAAACGGGAGACAUGUCGCAGCAUCCGAAGCGCCAGGCCCACCAGCCUCAUGGUGGAGUUUUCCGCUAGUUUCGAUCAUGAUUCGGAGACGAAUCGCAGCCGGUCGGAGGAGGGCAGCGACUCGGACACCGGGCAGCAGGCGAGCGGUGACGGCAGUCCCGCCGACCGCACUGCGUCCCCGUCGCUGAGCAGCCAGGCCUCGCCGACCGAAGACAACAGAUCCGGUGAGAAACGCGAGGAUGACGCCAGUCCCACGGUCCCCGCGAACGGGGAGGAAAUAGGCCGCGCACCGCAGCGCACUUUCUCGGAGCGUCUGCCCGGUGCUCGACAUUCUUCCGGGAGCGGCGUCACGGCGAGAUCCGCCCGGGUGAGAGGGAGUCACGCGCGGCCGGUGUCUGAGGCGUGGAUCGGCCUCUACAGAGUCAACAACCGUCACGGUGCUAUUCGUUGCCCUUUCUGUACCAAACCGUUCCCUGGAGGGAGGAUCGAGGACCACCUCUUAAGUUGUCUCACCUCCCCACCUCUUCCUUAUAACACGGACGUUCUUGCUAAGGACAGUGGGGAAUGUUCCAUCUGUCUUGAAGAUUUACUGCAAGGAGAGACCACUGCACGACUGGCCUGCCUGUGUGUCUACCAUAAGAGCUGCAUUGAUAGAUGGAGUAAAGUGAAGCCGUGUUGCCCUGAACAUCCCUUUGAUUGAUUCGUAUGUCCGUGUGCAAUAGCACUUCGACUCAGGACACCGUAUCCCCCCUUGGCAGGAGCCUAUAUUUUAUGAAAUGAUUUGCAAGCAUCGACACUUGUUGCCAACUGAAUAAGUUUGGCUCUGAUGUGACUCUUGGCUUUUCUCCGCUCUACGGCACCUGUCUGAACAGCGGGUUUCGCACGGCUUGCCUUUUCUCUCUUAACUCUUUACUAACUAAGCUCGAAGCGAGCCUGUCAACUUGGUCCAUCCUAUAAGGAAAUGUAACCGGAGAGAAUGGUACACACUGAUCGUCUGGCUUCGUAGGCUUGGGGUUUGGUUUCGUGCGGCAUGCUGGGAAGACUGCGGUCGGAGUUGCGCUAGCUUGAAUGAACUGAUUCUUUAGAGUUUAAGCAGAUCCCUGGACGAAAAGAGUUGUACAUGCGUAAAUAUUGCACACGUGUUACCUACGAGCCAUGGUGUUUUAUGUUUUGGGUGAUGCUUAAGAUGUUUUUGGGGCUUUUUUGCUAUUGGGGACAACACAAACGCACAAAGGCAGAGUGAAAAUACCAGAGAGAGUUCAUUAAACAAAAGUCAUGGUUUUGCGGCGGUAAAGACUCGCUCUUGUUUCCUCAAAGCUUUUUUCGGUUCUCGGUCUGAAUACUUCGGCUCAGUUGAACUGUACAUUAUUUCCAGACCGACUAGUUAGAAUAAUGGAGGUGUCAUCGGUUGAGGUGCAGUGUGUGUGUGUGAGUUUGUGCUAAUGUAUAUCAAGAUUCAAGAGUCUGUGUUUUGAGAACAGGUUUGUCAGAUUCGUGUGCAGGAGAUGAAAUGGUGAACGAACAUUGUGCUGAAAUAGAAAUGGGCGAUGUAGUAGACUAAAGAAAUCCAGUCACUCAUCGAGCGCGUGGGAAUCCGGCCAUCUGUGUGUCGCCAUAUGGCUCAUAGCUUGCCAGAGAUGGAGACUAAGAACAGCCGAUGGGAAAUUAUGACUUAAUCAUCAGCCCUACGGAACAAGUACAGUGGAAAUGCUCUAUUUUUGGGAGGGAUAGGUUUCAAAAAGUCUCGCACAGAUAUGUUGGUUACAUUUGAUUUGUGAGCGUUACGUUGAUGAUUCUCUUGUGUCUUGAAGUGUUGAGUUGGUCUGUUACCGGGGUUUUUUCCUUAGCUUAAGGGUUUAUAUUUUGUGUGGUAAUGAUGUCAACUUUCUGGAAAGUAUGGAGAAAGGCCUUCAGGGCUUUCCUACCUUACCAGAUGCGUUUCAUCAUCUCGACUUGCUUCUGAAAAGUAUUGUAAUAGGUUUUGUUUAAAGGAGAGGGUUCUUUUCCGUUUGAAAAUGCCAAGUGUGUGUGCGCGAGUCAAGAAUCCUCUUUACGGUUACAUUUGUUUUGUUUAUGGUAUCGUGCAUUGUGGAGUGGAGGAGUAAUGUCCGGGUAUUUUGACAAUCUUUUGAGCUCUGAACGUUACAGCUUUCACCCUUUGUUUAACUUCUAUGGUGCCAUACCUCAAUAUCCAUAUUUACUAUACUAUUCUGGGGCUGAGCUAACUCCAAAAGGGGGAUUUCCUUGAAAAAAUAAAAUAUAAAGAUAUAUAUAUAUAUAUAUAUACAUAUAGUAUAAAAACAAAGUUAUGUCAUGAAUUCAGUGCUAAGGUUUUUUUUACCCUGUUGAUCCUGUGUGUUUUGACAGUUGUCUGUCAAAUAUGAGUGAGUUGGGGAUGUUUUUAGGUCAAUAUGAUUUGCAUAUAUACACAACCCCUGACAAUCUGCCUUCAUUCUGCUAAAGGACAAUUGAGUAUUUAUUUAUUAAAAAAAAGUGUAAAUAUGUAUUGCAUUACAAAAUGGCGUUGUCUUUUGUUUGUCCAUGAUGCGGUUUCUAUGCCAAAAUCUUUUGUAUGUCUGAAAAAAUUGUUUUAUAUGUAUUUUUUACAAUAAAUAUGCUUAAGUGUG
Molecule: messenger RNA, 2936 nt
Organism: Triplophysa dalaica
Lineage: Eukaryota; Metazoa; Chordata; Actinopteri; Cypriniformes; Nemacheilidae
Exons: 5
Coding region: 245-1009 (254 amino acids)
Source: RefSeq, a predicted model, not a curated record